Molecule: messenger RNA, 1298 nt
Organism: Didymella exigua CBS 183.55
Lineage: Eukaryota; Fungi; Ascomycota; Dothideomycetes; Pleosporales; Didymellaceae
Exons: 3
Coding region: 268-1071 (267 amino acids)
Source: RefSeq, a predicted model, not a curated record
GAACGCGUGUUGUCGAUCGCAUUGUGGCCGACGUUUCCGUCUCCUUCUCUGUACUGCCUCCAUAAUUCAAGUCUGUCAGGCUUUCACCGUGGUGCAUCAAUUCCAUCCAAUUGCUUCGUUGCAGAUUGUUGCUUCUUUCAUCGCUCCUUCGGCGCCCCGCCCCGCAAACGUCAUCUUCUUGGACCCUGAACCACAGGCAGCGACGCACGCAUCAAUAAGUUUCCCUGCUUCAUCGCGCAACCCUCUGCCACGACACCCACAAGCACAAUGCGUUUCUCGACAACAGCUGUCCUUGCCCUGCCGGCGCUCGCGCUCGCUGAGCAGCAGAUUCCCCUCUUCGACAAGCUGAAGGGUUACCUCAACCAGGCGACGGCGUCUGUGGCCGCUGUGAUCCCCUCGGCGCCAUCAGUGCCCUCUGCGCCCGUCGAGGCGGCAGCAGCCAAGGCCGCCGCGGCAGUCCAGUACCCUCUGACGCUCGAGAACUGGAAGGAGGUUCUGACGGUGGACCCCACUGUCAGCGCGCCGGCGACACAGGAGUGGCUUAUUUUUGUCACUGGCGGCAACAGCACAUGUUACGGUUUCUGCGGGCCUGCUGAGAAGGCAUGGAACGCAUCUACCGCUAUCGUUGCCGCCGCGCCCUCGUCGCCCAAGCUCGGCUACCUCGACUGCGAGAAGGAGAACAUCCUCUGCAACUCGUGGUCUAUUGGCGCGCCCUCUCUGAUCAAGUUCCGCAUCCCCAAGCCGCUGGCUGACCAGUCUGCGCCCGUUCCCGAGUACCGCUACAAGCCCCUGAACCGCACCUCGACCACGACCGAGACGUUCAAGGAGCUUGUCCUUGAGAACAAGAUUGACGAGAUUGCUCCCUACGAGGGUCCUUUCCACCCCUUCAACGGCAUCCUCCAGCAGUACAACCUUGCCAUUCCUUUCGGAUACGUCACCUGGGGCUUCUCCAAGAUGCCCUCCUGGCUGCCCAUGAUCCUCAUCUCGUUCUUCAGCAGGACCUUCAUGAGCAAGCGCAUGAACCCGGGAGCCCCUGCCCAGGGUGCUGCUGCACCAGCGGCCGCUCGCUAAGCUCUGGUGCCUCUGCAGACACAGCAGCAGUACGAAACCAAUACUGCCACUACUGUACAUGGACACGACUUGGAUUGUUAGGAAUCUCAGUUUUUGCGUCUGCAUUAGCUUCGGCUUCUUCGAAAAGACGUGCCAAGGAUGAACAACGCGGGGACGAUGGCGUUUCACGUAGCUAGGAUAAUGUGAAUCUGAACGACCGAGCACUUUGCCUGUGAAUUGAAUUUCGA